Molecule: messenger RNA, 1787 nt
Organism: Punica granatum (pomegranate)
Lineage: Eukaryota; Viridiplantae; Streptophyta; Magnoliopsida; Myrtales; Lythraceae
Source: RefSeq, a predicted model, not a curated record
CCACCGAAGUUGGUGGGACCGGUCCCUAGCUGUAGGGUUUAGUACUGCGCAUAAGAAAGAAAGCAGUGCACUUUCGUAAAUUCGAGCUUCUUUCAUAGGAGCUUUCGCACGGCAUCACCUACCUCCGGUUCGUCCUCCCUCCCCUUUGCUCUAUUCUUGAUCCGCCUUCCAGCAGCAGCGUGCUCUUAAGCUCGCCACCCUUUGCAUUCAUUUGUCGACAAUAUUGAUCCCCCAUUUGAAAGGGGGCCCAAAGUUGCGAUCUUUCAGCAACCCGCGUGCACGCCCACUUCAGUAAUUGGGGUAGGUGAGGUUGGUGAAUUAGGCAAUACAGUGAGAGGAAAAAUGUCGACUUUGGCGCAGCUCCGGUGCACUCCACAGCCGAGGCAGUACAGUCUCCCUCAGAACCGCUCCAUCUCCGAUCAAACCAUCACUAAUGGCUUGCUGUAUCUUCCGAAGAAGAAGCCCGUUAACCCCAAAUUGCAGGCAAAGCUCCACGUGCCAUACGCGGGAGGCGGCAGUGGCGGCAAUGGUGGGGCGGGCCGCCUAGGCGGCGGCGGUGGAGGAGGAGGUGGCGGUGAUGGCAGUUUCGAGAGCUCCUCGUCGUCUGAUUUCGAGGGCCUCGGGAUUGUAGGCCUAUUUCUUGCAGGGUGGAGGUCGAGGGUUGCUGCUGAUCCGCAGUUCCCUUUCAAGGUCUUGAUGGAGGAAAUAGUCGGGGUGACCGCAUGUGUCCUCGGGGACAUGGCCUCGAGGCCGAACUUUGGCCUCAACGAGCUUGAUUUCGUCUUCUCGACCCUGAUUGUGGGGUCUAUACUCAACUUUACCCUCAUGUACCUAUUAGCACCCACUUUGUCCUCAUCAUCUGGCUCGGCCCUACCUGCACUGUUCGCAAGCUGCCCCCCAAGCCACAUGUUCGAGCCUGGGCCAUACAGUAUCCUAAACAGGUUUGGAACGUUUGUGUACAAGGGUACAGUAUUUGCAGCAGUUGGUUUUGCUGCCGGGCUUGUGGGCACCGCCAUCUCCAAUGGGCUGAUAAAGAUGAGGAAGAAGAUGGAUCCGAGCUUCGAGACUCCCAACAAGGCCCCCCCAACGAUCUUGAAUGCGGUCACCUGGGCGAUGCACAUGGGGUUGAGCAGCAACUUCCGGUACCAGACAUUGAAUGGGAUCGAGUUCCUUCUCGCAAAAGGGCUUCCUCCAUUUGUCUUCAAGACCUCUGUGGUGGUCCUGAGGUGCGUAAACAACAUCCUAGGAGGGAUGUCCUUUGUCAUACUCGCAAGGAUGACAGGAUCACAGAGCGUCGGCGAAGCAAAGCCAGAGAAAGUGAUCGACGGGCUGGCAGCGGAGAAGGAGAAGCUCAUCUCCGAGGACUUGCAGGGCAGUGAUGCGAGUUACAAAUGAAGUGAUAUUACAAUUCAUUUUUGUUUAUUUCUCUCUGUUAUCUGUAGGAACUACUGCUUGUCUUCCUUUUAUUGUUUAUAGCUUUGUUAGUAAGUCAAAGAGGAGGGAAAUGACAUAAUAAAUGGCCGAGAAGAGAGGGCAUGUUUCUUCUGGGGAUCUCCCGUUUCACGGGAUUCGCUCUUCCAAAACUGCAAAACUAUGUAAUAUGAAAAUGCUCGAGUUUCCGAUCGACUCAGUCCUGGGUACAUGUUUACGUUCUCUUAUUUCUUGGGCAGGAAAUUGUUUAGGCGUUUGGUUCUGGUGAUUUUGACAGGCUGAAGUGAUCUGUAAGGAACAGGACAGAUUGUUGAUUCUGCUUCAUAAGUGCAAAGCCGGCAUGGUUUUUUCUGUUC